AUGUCGUCAACAACUACGAUCACUGCCCAGGGGGUCGACUCGUCAGGGAGUGGUGAUUUGCCUACAGAUGUGUCGGGUACAGAGAAGGCACUUGUAGCCGAAGAGAUACUUGUGGGCUCCCAAAGCUCUCCACGGGAUGUUCAUGGACUCAAAUGGGUGCUAGUUGUCAUCUCAAUCUUUUCUUGUGUAUUCCUCUUCGCACUAGACAACACGAUUGUAGCAGAUGUGCAACCGGCGAUUGUCAAACAGUUUGAGGACCUGGCGAUGCUUCCAUGGCUCUCUGUGGCCUUUAUGCUUGGCGCUGCGAGUACUCUCUUGAUUUGGGGCAAGGCAUAUGGUCAAUUUAAUUGUAAAUGGCUGUAUAUUGUCACAACCGCCAUUUUUGAGGUUGGCUCGGCAGUCUGUGGCGCUGCCCCAACCAUGAAUGCGCUGAUCGUGGGACGUGCAAUCUGUGGUCUUGGAGGCGCCGGUAUGUACUUGGGUGUCAUGACCAUCCUCUCGAUGCUCACAACGCCUACUGAGCGACCAAUGUAUCUUGGAAUGGUUGGCUUGACCUGGGGAGCAGGCACAGUCCUCGGACCCAUUAUCGGUGGUGCUUUUACAGACAGUUCUUCAACUUGGCGCUGGUCUUUUUACAUCAAUCUUUGCAUUGGAGGUCUCUUUGCCCCAGUGUUCUUUUUUAUGAUCCCUAGUGUGGACCCUCGUCCGGGAACCCCACUCAAAGACCGACUGGCACAGAUCGACUGGUUCGGCCCUAUCAUGUUUAUCGGUGCCUAUGUAUCAGGCAUCAUGGCCAUUGCCUUUGGUGGAGUCCUUUACGAAUGGAGUGACAGCCGUAUCAUUGGCAUGUUUGUCUGCUCUGGGGUCCUUUUUAUUCUAUUCUUUAUCCAGCAAGGAUUCAACAUUAUGACAACAUAUCACAAGCGGAUCUUUCCAAUGCAAUAUUUGCGGAACAAGGAGAUGAUUCUCCUCUUUAUUGAGACUGCCGCAGCUGGAACCUCCUCGUUUGUUCCGAUUUACUUUAUUCCUCUUUACUUCCAAUUUGUGAAGGGUGAUGGUGCCCUGGAUGCAGGAGUGCGUCUACUUCCCUUUAUUAUUCCAAUGGUCAUUUUUAAUCUUGUGAAUGGAGUUGGAAUGAGCUUGACGGGUUAUUACAUGCCCUGGUAUCUUCUUGGUGGGAUAUUUGUCCUUGUCGGUGGCGUACUGCUCAAAAUCACCACUUUGACAACGAGUGUGGGUCAAAUAUACGGUGCCCUUGUCAUCGGCGGUAUCGGAACUGGAGUCUUCUCACAGGCUGGGUUUUCUGUGGCGCAAUCUCUAGUCCCGCCCGAGGAGAUUCCCAUGGCAGUGGGCUUCAUGACCUGUGCCCAGGUGGGAGGUUCAGCCAUUGCUCUCUCCAUUGCCAAUACUCUCUUCCUAAAUCGUGCAACCGUUCAGAUUAUGGAUCUGCUUCCGACUGAAAGUGAGACCACCAUCCAGGCCAUGAUUUCUGGCGCAAACACGGCACUCCUUGACUCACUGAAUGCUGCCUUGAGAACCGAUGUUUUGAAGGCUAUUGUCAACGCAAUCACGGAUGCUCUGGUUCUCAAUCUCACUGCAGGAUGUAUUGCUGUUUUGGUGGCAGUUUUUCUGCGACGCACAAAGAUGAGCCAGACUCAUGGCGCAAUAGGAGGUAUGUGA
Penicillium hordei is the source of this 1680-nucleotide messenger RNA. RefSeq names its product putative MFS drug efflux transporter. The coding region runs from base 1 to 1680 and encodes 559 amino acids. Gene Ontology annotation, molecular function: transmembrane transporter activity. Gene Ontology annotation, biological process: transmembrane transport. The record is from RefSeq and is a predicted model, not a curated record. The transcript is spliced from 4 exons. NCBI's taxonomy places the organism in Eukaryota, Fungi, Ascomycota, Eurotiomycetes, Eurotiales, Aspergillaceae.